Messenger RNA from Aureobasidium subglaciale EXF-2481, 515 nucleotides. RefSeq lists its product as uncharacterized. NCBI's taxonomy places the organism in Eukaryota, Fungi, Ascomycota, Dothideomycetes, Dothideales, Saccotheciaceae. The transcript has a single exon. Gene Ontology annotation, molecular function: beta-glucosidase activity. Bases 71 to 337 code for a protein of 88 amino acids. The record is from RefSeq and is a predicted model, not a curated record. Gene Ontology annotation, biological process: glucan catabolic process.
GCAGUAUUAUGUUGAUUAUUGCGUUAUUGACGUCAAAGGUCGGAUUCUUAAGCACAAUAUUGUGCUAGAGAUGUUGCUUGACCCAGCUUUAUUAACUCCAGAUGAUCCGUUCUAUCGACAAGCAGAUUACGAAGAAGGUUUAUUUAUCGACUACAAACUCUUUCAGGCACAAAAUACGACUCCUCAGUUUGCUUUUGGAUACGAGCUUACCUAUACAACAUUUAAAUACAGUUCUCUGACCUUCUGGUCUUCGAGCAAUAGUUUGUCCUUCUUGCCACCUGAACACGGCUCUUAUAUGUCAAACCCAGCGCCUGAGGGUGGACUCGAGUCUCUUUAGGAGGAAAUCGCUAUCAAACCACUCUAGAGCGAGUCGUUGCUCGUAGAAUCCCGCAUUAGGCACGCCUCCUGCUGCCGCAAGCUUAGAACUAACCAUUCAGCCCAUUAACUACAAAAGUCCCGAGUUGCCGAAGGAUGGAGAGCUUCGUGAUUUCCCAGAAAAGGAAAAACUGUGUAUG